Messenger RNA from Blepharisma stoltei, 231 nucleotides. Lineage: Eukaryota; Ciliophora; Heterotrichea; Heterotrichida; Blepharismidae. The record is from the annotation of a GenBank genome assembly.
AUGUUAUAUUUGUUAUCUAUGCUAAAUUUGUCUUUCUUUGUUGAUAUUCUUAUUGUCAAAAGUGAUAAAAAUAAAGGCAGCCAAAACUGGAAAAGAGCAAUUUGAGUCAGAUAUAGAUUGGAAAUAUUGCGAUUAAACAGAAAUUUCAGAGUCCUCAGUAUUUAUCUUGAUACUUUAAUCGUCCUUGAUUUAUCAGACAAUUUUGAAAUACAACUGAGUCUAUCUCGAUAA